Molecule: messenger RNA, 5123 nt
Organism: Betta splendens (Siamese fighting fish)
Lineage: Eukaryota; Metazoa; Chordata; Actinopteri; Anabantiformes; Osphronemidae
Exons: 3
Coding region: 141-3872 (1243 amino acids)
Source: RefSeq, a predicted model, not a curated record
GUGUGUGGGAGGUGGACUACUGAACUACUGAACUACUGAAAACCAUCAGCCCGUCCAGUUAGGACUUCAUCAGACUUCGUGUCGCCUCAUGGGCACCCAGCACAAUACUCUGACCGAAGAUCUGUGUAGGAAACCAAAGGAUGGAGUUCUGGCCCGAGAAUCAGACUCAGACAGCUCUUUAUGCCAAAUUUGGUACAAUUCCUGGGAGGAACUGCAGUCAUAACCACCAUGACAGACACCAAGCAGCCCAUUAUCCACUGUACUACGCUCAGCAGCAGGAUCAAGGCAGGGAGUCCAGUUACUGGACGGCACCAGGGCCGAGGACUGAAGGGGCUCUAGAAGAAUACGCCGCCUGGACGGACCCAGAGCUGUCGGCCCCCACUUCACCCCGGUUCCCCUUCAUCCUGGACCGUCGCACCCAGCAGCACCAGUACCGCGGCGAGUAUCGCUCUCACGACGCCAGAGACAGCGAGUGGACGGCGGCUCAGCGGGCGGCGAGGGACUACGAGGGGGGGCUUCUGAGGGAGGCGUGGCAGAGGCGCUGGGAGCCCUGCGGUCCGGCCCGGCCCAACAGGGAGGCUUCUGCCAGGAGGAGCGACAGCAGCUACAGAGAGCUGGAGGCCUGGGCCGCGCGCUACUGCCACUCGCUGCCAAGGAGACGGCGUUUGGAGGCAGAGUUACGCGGCGCCGCCCAGGGCCUGCUGGAGGGCAGGACGGGGACAGACCCGCGGGCGGCGGCGCUGCUGCUGCAACUCAGACAGUCUGCAAACGUCAGAGAGUCGGGAUUGUGGGAUGCUGGAGGCCGAAUGCAAACUCCAACUUAUUAUCAGCCACAAGCUACGUCCCAUAAUACAGGCCGCACGUUGGAGGUUAAAGACCCGACAGGCGUCCAAAGGAGGAUGUUCAGUCAUCCUCCGGGCUACGCGGCUCCCCCUCCUUACAGCGACCCACACAAAAGCACGCCUGCAGCGAAGCACCGCGUCACCGGCUGGGAGCAGGAAGGCAGCAGGCAAAGCUGCUGGCCUCAACCCGCACUCAGAGAGGAGGCGCGCGACGAGCUGCAGCGUGAGCGGAAGGGAGAGAGAGAGGAGUGCACGAAGCCAGGUGACGGCACAACCUGUGCAGAGCUGGACGGAACGAAGCGCAGAAGACAGGAAGCGGAAGCCUCGCAGGGAGCGGGUCCGGUUCACGGCCACGCCUUCUCCCUUCCACAGAAACAAACUUCUGAUGCGGUUGGCAACACACAGACAUCCUCUAAGAUCAUUGAAGGCAGAAAAUUCAGGCUGAACAAAAGAACCGGUGGGAUGACCGUGUUCUGCCUGGUGUCCCGGAUAGCCGGCGCCACGGAAACGCCGUCCCUGCCUCUCUGCAUCGCUCAGACCAGCGCUCAGACCAGCGCUCAGACCAGCGCUCAGACCAGCGCUGAGGCUUCCAAGGCUUCACAGGACGGCGAUGACAGUCACCCCGACCUCGCUGAUGAGGUGGACUUCAAAGUGUCAGAGAAGUCAAAUACUGACAUUACAAGCUCCAAACAGAGCGAGUUGCUUCACGAUAAUCCAUCGAACACCCAAGAAGCGAGAGUCGCCCCAGAAAGAGAUUUACCUGAUGCAAAUUCCUCAUUUGGGAAGGAAUCAAAACAGCCGGUGUCGGUCAAAUAUCCUCUAUGGAGAGAACCGGGUUUCACAAGCAGGGCUGACGCAGCGUCUUCAGCUACUUCCUGUUUAAAGGUACAAAGUGAGGGCGGCAGGGCGGAUGGUCCACUCAGCCAGCAGCGCGCUCCUCCAGACGAGCCCCGAGCACAGAGACCGGACCUUAAGGACCCAGAAUCUGAGGGCAGUAAAGCUCUCUGGGUUAUCGACACCAGCUGUGUUGUGGUCAAAAUGGAGCUGAUUCCAUCACCAAAGAAAGAUCACGUUCACUAUGUAGCCAACCAAGCAGAAACGGAUUCCCCCGAAUCAAACAGUCAGGUCACAACCACUGACCGAACCACAGAGAGAACAUCCUCCCAAAUAAAUGACAGGCCUGAGCUACAUUGCGUGUCCACAGCUUCGGUGUGUGAGACCUUGGAGGAGCGCGCUCAAAGGAUUUUAGGACUCCCGCUGUGUGACUGCAUCGCUGAGCAGCAGCCCGGAGAAGACGAGGAGGAUGAGGAGGAUGAGGAGGCCGAGCCUUCGCCGGGACUCCUUCCUGAAGCAGCUGGGUUUAUCCCAGAGGAGACGGCGGGAGAGGAACCGCCACAGAAUCACGUGGAGGUGGGGCCCACGGACGACGCUGAAGAUCGAGGAACAAACGAGAACGACGGGGAAUUUGUAGGAUCUCAGGAUCAGCCGUGUCUAACUACUGAAACAGAGGAAACUCAAAUGACUGAGGGCGUCCAGCUCGACUCUGCUACUGGACCCGAUGACCCUGAGCAGCUUGUUGAAAGCGAUUCCCCCGCUCAGCAUCAUCUCUUCAGUUCUCCUGAAGACCUCUCUGAUUCCCCCCCUCUCUCACACACGUCUGACUCGCCUCAGGACAACUCAGAAUUGGCUGCACUUGUUGAAGCUGGAACCCCAACAUCCCCUCACACAGCGCUGGACCUGGUCCCUCUUCCCCCAGAAUCCAGUCCCUGCACAGAUCAUUCCCCAAGCCUUCCUCCUCCUCCUCUUCACUUAAUAGACGAGUGUCUGGAAGCAGAACCCACAGUUACACAUGAGGAUGAACCGUCACAGCUAGUAGAGAAUAAGUUUAACGGUGCCCUUGAGGACUUUGCAAAAGAUAUGACGUCAGAGCAACCUGGAAAUGACCAGCCAGAAGAAAGCAACGCCACCGGGGAGCAACAAUCAAAGGAUGUAGAGCCUAGACAUGCUUCGGAACAAGCGUAUGACACAUCCAAUGAACACAUUCAAAGUCUUGUGUCUGAAGAGCAAACGCAAAGAGAAAGUCCUACUGUGUUUCUCGAAACGACAACAGACCAGGAUGACAGGCCUGACAGCCAGUCAGAAAGAGAAGGACAGGAUGCUACCUGUGCGAAGGAGAAUAUUGAGGCUGAGGAACAGUCACAAACAGAUGCGGGUGAUGAUCCUGCAGAAUGUUUAGCACAGAAAACCUCCCAGGCCCGCGUGACGGCGCCUCAGACUCAUCCUUCGGGCUCAGACCGUGACGCGCUCCACUCCGCGCCUCCGUCCGCUUCCUGUCAGUCACACAAAGCAGACGCCGAGCCCGUUUCGCUAAUUCCUGGCCCUGCUGUUCCUGAAAGUGUCCCCGCUCCCGAUUUAGACCAGAUUAAUGAAUUUUCAUCCUCCCGUCUCCCCGAUUCACCCUCAAAUCCGCCUUUAGGCUUUGCUCCGCCGUCUCAACAGGAUGAUGAGAGCGCUCCUCUUGACUUGCCUCACAAAGGCGAGCCCCAGCAUCCCACGUCCCUGUGGGAUGCAGUAAAUCGCAUACGGAAACACACGGCACCUGAUUCUGAGAACGAAGAGGAGGAAGUAAGUGAACCGUGGGACCCUGAGAGUUUAGGAGAGCGUUCAGGUUGGUCGGACGACAGGAACGCAAAGAAGAUGGGGUUUGAUGAAGUACAGCAACAGGAAGUAUCAAGUGAAGGAAGCGUUGAGGACGUAGACGUGGGUCAAAUCCAGCAGGACGAAUGCCACGAAGAGCCAAGAGGACACACAGAGGACACGCUGUCCUGCAGCAGCGCCAGCAGCCACACCUCUGAGGACACCGUCAUCGUGGCAGAGGAGGACAAGGCUCAAGAGACAACACCUGAUGGGGGAACAGAAAGCGAGACCGACGUGGAGCUUCAUACGACUGACGCAGCGAGAAGAUGCUGCCGUGACUCAGAAGAAGAGACUGUUGACGAGGAAGACGAAGAGGAGCAGCUAAAAGGGUGAGACACAAAUGCGAGUGUCCAGCUGAGGGGGAGAAUCUGUGAAAGAGCUGUGGUCUCAGAUGAAGACACAGGUUGGCAUAGUUCAUCCAGCAGUGAUAGCAGCAGGUCUGUAAAAUAACCCAACUACUAAAGAACACACCACCUAAGUAACGUCUCAAACAUCCUGCAUUAGAUACUAUUUCAGAUAGUGAUCCUGUUUUACUAAAAAUAAAAAAAGGUGUGAGUUAUAUUCAAACCCCCUCUGUUCCACGUGAACUAGUCUUCUAAUCUCCAUACAAUUUUUUUUCUCUCCAAAUCUUCAUUGGUAGUUAUUUGCAGUUAUGAUAGAGACUAGAUGUCUCAGUAUAUACUGUAAAAAAUAAAUAUUGGUAUAAUGUCUAUUUGUGUCCUUUAUAAUUUCCAUUGUUUUAAUUUGUGAUAGUACACUUUCACUAACAUGGCAUCACAUUAAUUCUGAUGAUUACUUUUUGGUUGAAAAUAUGGGUUUGAACUUUCAUUGUCUCAGCCUUGAGUUUGUAAUGAUUAUAAUUAACAGUAGUAUGUGGUUCAUUAUGUACAAAAAACAUACUUUAAUGUGGUAAUAAUUCAGGCAGGAUUCUUGACUUCAGGCUGCAAACACAUGAUGUUGUACAAAUAUAUUUGCAAUGAUUUUUGUGAUUUUCAACAAAUUUAGAAAAUAACGGAUAAUAAGGAAACUUAAAGUUUAUAGAUAAAAAAAGAAAUUUCAAAAUGUUCACAAGACACAGAUUUUCAUUUUUACAGAUAUUAUGACAAUAAACAUCCUGAUCUUCCAACAGUAAAGCAUGAGGACAUGUUGCUCCAGGACAAGGCUGCAGCGUACUAACGGCAAUAGAGAGGCAACCAUCACACAAUGAAGCAGCAUCCUGAUUUUAAAGAUAGAACUGCCCAAGUAGCUCAUAUUUUAUUUUAUUAUAUGCAAUUGGACAAAGAUUUGUUGUUCUGCCCUGGAUUGCAUAGGCUGAAUGGAAAAAGUAAUCAACUACACAGGUUUUUUUAACGUUUACCCAAACAUUUUGUGACAUUUGAGCCCUUUAACAUCACUUUAAAAUCAAAAUGUGUCUCAUGUAUCACUGGUCAACUGAGGUAUGAAAAAACAAAUUCCUUUUGUCAAUGUAAACGUAUACAACACUGGAAUGCAGGUGAGAUUUUCACUAUCUGUACUUUGUUCAGUCAAUAAUUUCAAUUGUAAUUAUUAAACACUGAAGUUCAAAUAAAACAGAUUAGUGCUUUG